Molecule: messenger RNA, 375 nt
Organism: Melanotaenia boesemani (Boeseman's rainbowfish)
Lineage: Eukaryota; Metazoa; Chordata; Actinopteri; Atheriniformes; Melanotaeniidae
Product: histone H2B 1/2-like
Exons: 1
Coding region: 1-375 (124 amino acids)
Cellular component (GO): nucleosome
Molecular function (GO): protein heterodimerization activity; DNA binding; structural constituent of chromatin
Source: RefSeq, a predicted model, not a curated record
AUGCCGGAACCCGCAAAGUCUGCGCCCAAGAAGGGCUCCAAGAAGGCCGUGACCAAGACGGCAGGAAAAGGAGGUAAGAAGAAAAGGAAGACAAGGAAGGAGAGUUAUGCCAUCUACGUGUACAAGGUGCUCAAGCAGGUGCCUCCUGACACCGGCAUCUCUUCCAAGGCCAUGACCAUCAUGAACUCCUUUGUUAACGACAUCUUCGAGCGCAUCGCCGCGGAGGCUUCUCGUCUGGCUCAUUACAACAAGCGCUCCACCAUCACGUCCAGGGAGAUCCAGACUGCCGUACGCCUCCUGCUGCCCGGUGAGCUGGCCAAGCACGUCGUGUCUGAGGGAACCAAGGCCGUCACCAAGUACACCAGCUCCAAGUGA